UUAAAGUGUAAGUGUUUUAAGUGCAAAUAGUUAAGUGUAAGUUUCAUCUUACAUUAUAUUACGUAGCGUUUGGGUUUGGUUUACUAUUAAUUCCACUUAUUUGUUUGAAUUCUUUCAGGAUAUUUAUAAUUAGGUAAUUUAGUGUAUAAUUGUAGUUUAAGUAUGGAAAGAAGAACCCAUCCUUCGCAAAAUCAGCUCGAAAUUUUAUUGAAAUUUUUAGAAGAUCAACCUAGUUUAGCAAAAUGUUUUUCAAAACUAGCCUCAGUUCGAGAGCAUGCACACGCCGAGUGGUCCAAAUUAACUUUAAAACUAAAUAGUGAAGGGAGUGGCUGUGUUAAAUCUCCGAAAAGAUGGUUAAAGGUAUGUUAAAAAUUCAUUAAAUUUUGUAGGUCUGGUAAAUACCAUUAAAUUGAAAUAUAGGCAUGUAAUAUUUUCCCUAUUUUCUGCUUAUAGUAUUGCAGUGAUAAAAAGAGUGCAGUUAAAAAAAAGCUGCCAUAAGGAAUAGAGAAAGGCGUCAAACUGGUGGUGGUAUAGCAGAGAUAGUGCACUUAACUGAAUGGGAAGAGCGGAUUAUUUCUUUAAUGGGGGGUGAAAGAUUUUAUAAUGGAGAUUCUUCGCUUCGAGUUCAUCCAUUUUCUGACCCAACCAAUAGUUCCUCAGGCAGUAUUAGAAUUUUUACACAACCGCAUAGUAUUGCACAAGAAUAUUUAAUUGAACCAAGUACAACACCUAACAUUAACCCAGAUAUUUGGGAAAACCCGACAAUUGCUGAAAAUAAUAAUGAUAACACACAACAUUCAUUAGUCAACUCAGUUGCUGGAAGUUCUGACUUUCCAGAACAACGCCAACCAACUUCUCGGGGCUCAACCCCUAGUCGGCUUCGUUGUCGCGGCAGCGAAUAUGGCGAGUCUCGAGUAAGAAGGCGUUUAAGGUUACAGCCAUCACAUCCCAGUCAACGCCGCAACUAUCUGCAUAGCACCACCGAAAAAUUUUUAAGAAUAGAGGAACAGCGGUUGAACCUCGAUACAAAGAUUUUAGAUCUUCUUAACCAAAAAUCAAUAAGGGAUACCGUUUUAAUAGAAACUAUUACUAAUAACCAGGAGGCCAUAAUCAAAGGCCAGAAUGCUAUUGUUGAAGCCCUCAAAACAAUUGCAAUGGCAAUUAAUAAAUAGUCAAAAUUAAUAAUUAAGUAAUGAUUAAAAAAAUUAACAAGUAAUUAAGUACAACAAACUUUUGUUGUGCACACAAUAAAUAAUGAAUAAAAAAAUAAACAUUUAAAUUACAAAUUCUAAUUUUUUUUUUUAAUAAUACAAGCAAAACAGUGUGUAUCGGACACAGAUACUGAUUACUUGUAUAUGUAAAUACACAUUUAUUUCUUGUAACUCUGGGAUUACACACAAGUGAUUUUUCUUUAUAAAAACUAUAUAAUAGUUUGUUUGUGAAUUAAAAAGAAAACUCUAGAAUAUUUAUAUAGAAAUAU
Molecule: messenger RNA, 1480 nt
Organism: Pieris rapae (cabbage white)
Lineage: Eukaryota; Metazoa; Arthropoda; Insecta; Lepidoptera; Pieridae
Exons: 5
Coding region: 582-1172 (196 amino acids)
Source: RefSeq, a predicted model, not a curated record